Lasiosphaeria miniovina is the source of this 1524-nucleotide messenger RNA. RefSeq lists its product as uncharacterized. Gene Ontology annotation, cellular component: microtubule cytoskeleton; septin ring; cell division site. The record is from RefSeq and is a predicted model, not a curated record. The transcript has 2 exons. Gene Ontology annotation, biological process: cytoskeleton-dependent cytokinesis; intracellular protein localization. Gene Ontology annotation, molecular function: molecular adaptor activity; GTPase activity; GTP binding. Bases 1 to 1524 code for a protein of 507 amino acids. Lineage: Eukaryota; Fungi; Ascomycota; Sordariomycetes; Sordariales; Lasiosphaeriaceae.
AUGAGCCCUCCUCGCCGCUCUAGCCUCGGAAUGUUGCUCAGGCGUAGCAAAAGCGGAGAUCUCAAGAAGCAGCAGGCUGCAAAAGAGCAGGAGCUCCAGCGCCAGCGCGAUGCUUCUGUCUCCAAGUCUCCACCACGACUCCCAGUCCUUUACAAUGGAGCACCCGCACCUCAACUAGGAAUCGGUGGAGACUCCCGUCCCGAUUCUCUUGCAAUUGUAUCUGGAAGAGCAGAUCAUUCGAUUGCAACCCCGCGGCCAUCUAUGGAGCCUUCUCGCUCCAUCAUCAGCGUCCCUCCGAUCCCCAAUGGCGGGUUCGACCCCUACGCCGGAACGGGGAGCAUGGCGCACCGGGGCCGAUACAGCUAUGCCAGCAGCGCCAUAAGCACCAUCAACAGUCCCAGAAGGGUUCGAAGAAGAAAGGACCCCACGCCUUUCAAUAUUCUGAUUGUCGGCUCCACCAACUCUGGAAAGACGUCGUUUCUUGAAUUCCUGAAGAGUACACUGGCCCUGCCCGAGAAGAAGCGGUCAAAGAGCACCAUUGAGCAGGAUGAAUACCCCAGAGUUUCCCCGUCGGGCACUUUCAUCCCUCACUACCUCGAGACGGAGAUCGAUAACGAGCGUAUCGGACUGACGCUUUGGGAUUCUGAGGGCCUGGAGAAGAAUGUCGUGGACUUACAGCUUCGCGAAAUGGCGAGCUUUCUUGAGAGCAAGUUCGAGGAUACCUUUAACGAAGAGAUGAAGGUCGUGAGAUCGCCUGGGGUACAGGAUACCCACAUCCAUGCAGUCUUCCUUAUCCUUGACCCAGCACGUCUCGACCGAAACAUUGGAGCAACCAAGGCUGCCGCUGCCGCUAAUCAGAAGAAUGGCGCAAAGAGCUACCCGUCUGCUCGCAUUCUUGGAAGUCUGGAUGAAGACUUGGACCUUCAGGUUCUCCGGAUUCUGCAGGGCAAGACGACGGUGAUCCCAGUUAUUUCGAAGGCUGACACAAUCACGACUAAGCACAUGGACGUGCUCAAGAAGACGGUAUGGGACAGUCUCAAGAAAGCAAAUCUCGACCCCCUCGAAUCCCUUGGUCUGGAUGAGGACGACUUCACUCCGGAUUCUAGCAGAAUUAUCGAAGAGGACGAAGACCCGGAAUCCGAACCCAGCGACGAGGAUAUCAACCCCGAUGAUGGCGAUCUGCCCAUUCAAGGACACGAAUCCUCACCUAGGGCCGAGAGGCUCUCGAGUAGCUCGGUUCGUCGUCAUAAAGUCACAGACGAUGGCUCAAGAGACGACGAGGUGCCUUUUAUUCCCAUGUCGAUAAUCAGCCCUGACAUCUACGAGCCUGGAAUUGUCGGGCGUCAGUUUCCCUGGGGUUUUGCAGAUCCGAAAAAUGAAAAGCAUUGCGACUUCCUCCGCCUGAAGGAUGCCGUCUUCAGUGAAUGGCGCGGCGAGCUCCGCGAGGCCAGCAGAGAGCGGUGGUAUGAGGGCUGGAGGACGAGCAGGCUCAAGCAGCGAGAUGGAUCUAAGGUCCGCCGAUAA